This is a messenger RNA of Linum trigynum, 2278 nucleotides long. The record is from the annotation of a GenBank genome assembly. NCBI's taxonomy places the organism in Eukaryota, Viridiplantae, Streptophyta, Magnoliopsida, Malpighiales, Linaceae.
GAGUAAAAAUUUCAAACAGCCACAGAAGACAAGAAACACUGAAUGUUACUACUGUCAUAAAAUGGGUCAUCAUAUUGUAGAAUGUAGAAAGCGUAUAGCUAAAGAAAAUCGAGUAGAAAACUCAAACUACUUUAACUGUCAUGAAGUAGGUCACUCAAGUAAGAUUUGUUCAAAGACUUUUCAAAUUGGAAGGGUAAGCAAAUUAGUUUGGAUACCUAAAAACAAAUAAAUAAAAGGUUUUGCAGACCUGUCUCCAAGUGAGCAUGGUAGACAGCGUUUGGAUUCUGGAUAGUGGAUGCUCACAUCACAUGACGGGGGAUAAAAGGCUUUUUACUAAUCUAGUUCUAGGAAAGAAAGGUAAAGUCUUCUUUGGUGAUAAUUUCAGCACAGAAAUACUAGGAAAAGGACAAGUAGGGACGAUGCCAUCCAUAAAUAACGUCAUGCUGGUUAAAGAUCUCAAACAUAAUCUACUCUCAAUUAGUCAAAUGUGUGGAAAUAAGAACAGAGUCAUAUUUGAGCGAGAAAGAUGCUUUGUUGAAGAAAUCUCAAGUGGUAAAAUACUCUUUACUGGCAAACGUAAGGGAAAACUUUUCACAAUUGAUCUAAAUGACAAAGUUGCGUUUAAUGAAACAUGUUUGAUCUCUGUGGAUAAAAAUGACCAUAUAGAAUGGCAUCGUAGACUAGGUCAUGUUAGUGUAAGUACUCUGUCUAGACUAGUAAACCUAGGUUUAGUCAGAGGAAUCUAAAAAAUUCUUAGUAAGAAAGAAUUCUUCUGUGAUGCUUGUGCUAAGGGAAAGCAUACUCGAGCAUCUUUUAAAACUAAGGCAAUCAUCUCUACCAAUAGAACUCUAGAACUGCUUCAUCUGGAUUUAUUUGGACCUAGUAAUAUAAGAAGCUUGGGUGGAAAAUAUUAUGCAUUCGUGAUUGUGGAUGAUUUCUCUAGAUAUACAUGGGUGCUCUUUCUCUCUAGUAAAGAUGAAGCCUUGUCAGAAUUUAAAACUUUUAAUGCUCGAGUAGAAAAUGAAAAACAAACCAAAAUCAUCAGUAUCAGAAGUGAUUUGGUGGUGAGUUCGUGUCUGAAAACUUUGAGCAGUUUUGCAAUGAAAAGGGGAUCACACAUAAUUUCUCUGCUCCUAGGACAUCCCAACAAAAUGGUGUUGUCGAAAGGAAAAACAGAACACUCAUUGAAAUAGGAAGAACAAUGCUUAAUGAUUAUGGAUUACCUAAGCAGUUCUGGGGUGAAGCUAUCAAUACUGCCUGCUACAUAACAAACAGAUCGUUGAUUAGAUCAAAACUAAACAAGACACCAUAUGAACUUUGGAAGGACAGAAAACCUAACUUAGGCUAUUUUCAUCCUUUUGGAUGCAAAUGUUUUGUUCUAAACACUAAAGAUCAGUUGGGAAAGUUUGACUCAAAAUCAGAUGAAGCUAUAGCAAGACUUAUCGUGUCUACAACAAAAUGACCCUUAGAGUUGAGGAGUCCAUUAAUGUGGUAUUUGAUGAGUCUACUAGUAAGUGUGCAAAAACACUAGACGAUGAUGAGGAUUUUGGACUUAGCUUGAGUCAAACUAAAGAAGCUGAUGGAGUGACAACAAGCAUAGAAACUACUCAAGAUGCAAGUCUUGAAGGUAUGCACAAGCCAGAAGCUCCUCCUCACAUUCAGAAGCGACAUCCUCCCUCUCUGGUGAUUGGGGACUUAAAUCAAGGUAUGGUCACACGAUCUAAAACCUAUCAUGAACAUACUGCCUUCAUAUCAUUGAUAGAACCUAGAAAUAUUGAUGAAGCUUUAGAGGAUGAAUUUUGGAAUGCUGCAAUGCAUGAAGAAAUGAAUCAGUUUGAACGAACCAGAGUCUAGGACUUGGUUCCUAGACCUAAAAAUAGAACCAUUAUAGGGACUAAAUGGGUCUAUCGAAACAAAUCUGAUGAAAUUGGGAUGAUUAUAAGAAAUAAAGCAAGAUUAGUAGCACAGGGUUAUAAUCAAGAAGAAGGCAUAGAUUUUGAUGAGACUUUUGCUCCUGUGGCCAGAUUAGAGGCAAUUAGAUUACUUUGUGCCUAUGCUGCAUCAAAAGGUUUUAAAUUGUACCAAAUGGAUGUAAAAAGUGUUUUUCUUAACGGGGAUUUAAAAGAAGAGGUUUAUGUUGAACAACCCCCUGGUUUUGAAGAUUCUGAGCACCCUGACUAUGUUUAUAAACUAAAUAAAGCUUUGUAUGGUCUAAAGCAAGCUCCACGGGCUUGGUAUGAUAAGCUGAGUCAGUUCCUCAUAAAUGAGGGGUUUCAUA